AUGGGGUUUGUGGAUAGCUAUAUUACCUUGACUAUUUUCGGUGUCGGUCUUCUACUUUACGUCGUGGGAAAUGCGAUAUAUAACAUUUACUUCCACCCCCUAAGUAAAUUUCCAGGUCCAAAGUACUUGGCUGUGGGUAGAAUCCCCAUAACUUUGGCGACCCUCCGCGGCCAGAAGGCACAAUUUCGCUUUAAUGCUCACAGAAAGUAUGGGGAGAUUGUGCGCAUCGCUUCCAAUGAGCUUAGUUUCGCACAUGCUCAGGGAUGGCGUGAUAUCUACGGCACUCAGGCCAAACUCCAAAUGGCCAAACCUGCUAGCGGUAUAGAGGAGCAAGAAGGGGCCCAGUCUGUUGUCACCGCUGAAGGAGACACCCACGUACGGCAAAAGCGGAUGUUGGCCACCAUGUUCACCGAGAGAAUGAUGAAGGAAAAAGAGUCCCUUUUCAUCAGCCAUGCUGACUUGCUGGUAAAACGAUUGGCGAUGCUUGAAGGACAACCAGUUGCUUUGGGUGAUUGGUAUAACUUUGCCACGUUUGAUAUGAUGAGCGACCUCCUCUUUGGCGAAUCGCUCGGAAUGCUAUCCAAUUCUGAAUACGUACCUUGGGUUAAGUCCAUUCACGGGUUUCUGAAAGCGUUUGCUUUCAUAACGGUGCUAAAUGAAUACCUAUGGUUUCGAGUUCUUUGGGCAUUUUUUCCUUCGAAAAUCCUCAACACUUUACGAGAAACUCAUUUCCUCUUCACCUCCCAAAAGGUAGAGCAUUACCUGCAACUUGACGAAAAAACCCGCGCGGGCAUGAUGGGACACCUCUUGGACGGAGGCAGCCGCAAGGGCCUCAAUUUGGGGGAACUCCACACAAACGCCCCCAUUCUCAUUUUCGGUGGCAGCGAGACUUCCGCCACACAGCUCCGCUCCCUUAGUUUCCUGCUUUUCAAGAAUCCCGAAAAGUUAGGAAAAUUGAUAUCCGAAAUUCGGUCUGCGUAUACUUCCUCUGACCAAAUCACAUACGAUUCGCUCCUGGAGCACACCUACCUCAAUGCCUGUAUCGAGGAAGGGCUGCGAUAUUAUCCGCCUUGUUCCAAUGGAUUGCCAAGAGUAGUUCCAAAAGGUGGUACAACUAUUUGCGGCGAGUUCGUUCCUGGCGGUACGAAUGUUUCCGUUGCAACAUAUGCACUCUUCCGCUCACCUAAAUACUUCACCCAACCGGAUUCUUUCAUCCCGGAACGGUGGCUUCGCGAAUCUGAAGGAGGAAGUCCUGUCUUUGCAACAGAUCAAAAGGGAAUUGCCCUUCCGUUUAGCUAUGGCCCGCAUAAUUGUCCCGGCAAAAAGAUGGGCUACUUCGAACUGCGACUUAUUCUAGCCAAAGUUCUAUGGCACUUCAACUUGAAACUUCUGCCCGAAGAUGAUGGUGCAGAGGACUCCUGGGACAAUAUGCGGAAUUACCAAACAUGGUCGAGACGUCCGCUUAAGGUAUCAGCAAAGCCUGUCAGGAGAUGA
This is a messenger RNA of Histoplasma capsulatum G186AR, 1494 nucleotides long. RefSeq names its product benzoate 4-monooxygenase cytochrome P450. Lineage: Eukaryota; Fungi; Ascomycota; Eurotiomycetes; Onygenales; Ajellomycetaceae. Bases 1 to 1494 code for a protein of 497 amino acids. The transcript is spliced from 3 exons. Gene Ontology annotation, molecular function: monooxygenase activity; oxidoreductase activity, acting on paired donors, with incorporation or reduction of molecular oxygen; heme binding. The record is from RefSeq and is a predicted model, not a curated record.